UUUGUGUGAGUCAUGCUUUUGCUGUGAGCGAGUUGGCAGCUCUAAGCAGGACUGGGAUCUCUGUCACAGAAAACUGUUACUUCACCCAACCUUAACGGGGAACCAUCAGAAAUUUCUUAAAAAUAUAUUUUUUCUUGUUCUUCCUUAUACUCUUUUUUACCCCAAAAUCUUGUUAUCCGUCUGUGUUGUUAUGAAUCGCCUGCUAUGUUAGCACAGACAUCUCCUGUGUUGGCAUCAGGUUUGCCAGAACAUAUGCAGGAAACCAGAUAGAAGGGCAUGCUUCAACGUACCAAGUAUAACCGCUUCAGGAAUGAUUCAGUGACAUCAGUUGAUGAUCUUAUUCACAAUUUGUCCAUGAACAGCAAGGUCUCAGCAGUUGCUACGACUUCAACAGCAUCUUCGUACCUGGUCUCACCAGAGGUUCCCCACAAGGACCAAGAAGAUGGACCCACCACCCUAUGUAACCUCAUCCAUAAAGUGUCCCACUUGAAACUCUCUAACACAGGCAGCCUUUUGGGUAUCAAAAACCUCUCCUCUGCAGUAAAGGAACUUGCUGUCUCCAGGUUGCAGGGAAGCUCGAGUGCUUCUAGCUCAGCAGCAGGGGCUUCAGACAACACAUGUAACCUUGUCUCUGCCACUUCGUGUUCUCAGCAGGACGUGAGCAAGAUGAGUAUGGGGAAAAAAACACGGUCAGAUGAAACGCACCCGGGAGGUGAAGACUGGAAUCAAAGUAGCAGCUUUGUCAAUAAACCCUCUCAAGGAUGGCUGCACUCGAGUGAGAAGAUCCUGGGACCUGGUGUGACGUACAUUGUGAAGUACUUGGGGUGUAUAGAAGUCUUACGCUCAAUGCGGUCUCUUGACUUCAAUACUAGAACGCAGAUUGCAAGGGAAGCAAUCAGUCGUGUUUGUGAAGCUGUGCCUGGUGCCAAAGGAACCUCCAAGAAACGAAAGCCACCAAGCAAAGUUCUUUCUAGCAUCUUGGGAAAGAGCAAUCUUCAGUUUGCAGGAAUGAGCAUAAUGCUGAAUAUCUCCACCACCAGCUUAAACCUAAUGACUCCUGAUACAAAACAGAUCAUAGCAAAUCACCAUAUGCAGUCUAUUUCCUUUGCGUCUGGAGGUGAUCCGGAUACAACUGACUAUGUUGCAUAUGUAGCUAAGGAUCCUGUUAAUCGGAGAGCUUGUCAUAUACUGGAAUGCUGUGAUGGCCUGGCCCAGGAUGUCAUCAGCACCAUAGGCCAAGCGUUCGAGCUUCGCUUUAAGCAAUACUUGCGAUGCCCCUCUAAGAUGCCUACUUUCCAUGACAGGGUGAAGAGUUUUGAUGAGCCAUGGAUGGAGGAAGAUAACGAGGCAACAGAACAUCCCUAUUACAACAACAUCCCGAAUAAAAUGCCCCCCCCUGGUGGCUUCAUUGAUGCCAGGCUCAAAGCAAGGCUUCCUACUGCUGCAGAUACGACUCAGUCUGCAGGAGUGGGAGGAGAGCAAACUUAUUACCAGAGUCGCCACUUAGGAGACAAAUUCAGUGAAGACUGGCAUCAUGGGCUUGUUAAACAAGGAUCUCUGGAUAUUUGUAGUAUGCCAGAAGGGAAAUCACAAGUAACCCCAACAGCAGAGAUGCCAACAUAUGUAAACACCCAGCAUAUAAAUAUAGAAGCUCUAUUGGCGCUUCAGGCAGAUGCUGAAAGUACCUUCACUGGAACAGCAGAUGAUACCAAAGAGAGCAGCCCAGGAAAGGAUCUGUUUGACAUGAAACCAUUUGAAGAUACCCUCAAGAACCAAACAUCUGAGGCUGCAUUGAGGAAAUCCACCACAACGGGAUGCACCAGUCCUCUUUUAUCCAGACCAGCUGACUGGGCUGUAGCUGAAGAGCUGAGUACAGAGCCAUGGUAUCAAGGAGAGAUGAGCAGGAAAGAAGCAGAACAGCUAUUAAAGAAAUGCGGUGACUUCCUUGUGAGGAAGAGUACCACAAAUCCUGGCUCCUAUGUGCUAACAGGCAUGCACAACGGACAAGCCAAGCAUCUUCUUUUGGUGGACCCAGAAGGAACUGUUCGUACAAAAGAUCGUGUCUUUGACAGUAUAAGUCAUCUCAUCAAUCAUCAUCUUGAGAAUAAUUUGCCUAUAGUUUCUUCUGGGAGUGAACUCUGCCUGCAGCAGCCUGCUGAGAGAAAACACUGACUACCGAUGACUUCUAGUUUUUUGUAAUUUGCAAGCUAUAACUGGUAGAAAUUGCAGAUCUGAAAAAACAUGUUCAUUAACAAAAAAUGCAUAUUCACAUAUAUUUCAGAAGUAUGUUUUCUGUAGGUUUAAGAAGCCCCAUUUCACACGGUACACUUGAAAAUUCUCAAUGCUUUAUGUCGACAUGAAGUCCCAGCAGAAGGCUUUCUUAAAAAGUAAUUUCAAUAAAAUUGUUCAGAUUCUCUAAUGUGAAUAUUGAUAGUGUAUAUAUUCACACACUAUAUAAAAAUACAGUAUCUAUUUAUAUUUUUCAAGUCAGUCUGUUGUUGGUAUGGAACUAUCUUCUGUGCCAUGUGUUUUUACCAGAAGAAAAAUGCCAAAUGUGAUUGUUCAGAUAAAAAUAGAAUUCAGCAGUCUCAAUUGCUGGAGAAAAUUAAUAUUGGGAAUCUUAUUUCUCAUUUUACCUAAGAAGCACAACUAUGGGGAUUACAGGUGGAUUAUGCUAGUUGAUCAUGGAAGGAGUUUGAAUUCAGCAACUAGUAUUCCAACUCAAAAAUUUAGCAUAAAAUGAUUUUUUAAAGUGUUAUUCAGUGUCACUGAUAUCAAAAGCAUUUUAUCUUUCUGAUCUUGAAUUCUUAUAGGAUGAUAUAACUCAAAAUGUUUGUAUCUUGCUUUAACAAUGAUUUGGUGUGAUCUCGCUGUGUAUUGAGAUAGAUGCAUAUGAUUUUUCUAAUGAUAAUAUAACAAUGUUCUGUAACUUUAGUUUAUUAAUUUGUGUGGUAAGACUAUUUAUAAGUAGUUCUCUGCUUAUGGUUAAGAUCUAGGUGUCCUUGACUACCGGUCUCCAAUGAGUUGUUACAUACUGAUUAGGCGAGUUCAAAUAACUUGUGUUUAAUAGGCUUAAUGCAAGAUGUACGUGGGUGUUCAAAGACAUAUCUGAAAAGUCUUCUUAUAAACAAUGAAAACUUAUCAUGACUCAGUGGUCAGUUCUGCAAAUGAUGCCAUUUGCAUUUACCUACCAAAGCAUAACUUCCCUUUGGGUUUCAGCCAGCGAUAGAUACUUCUGUAUCAAAUUGAAAAAUGCACUACACUAAAGAUGCGUUUCUGGCAGAAAUGUCCUUGGCUUUUGGUACUGGGAAAUGUUUUAAGGAAGGUUUGUACUAUUCAAGCACUAGAAGAAGUUAUUUUCCUAUUAUAUGAAGCUUUUUGAGACCCAAAUUCAGGCAAAGUUUGUGCCAGAGUAAGAUUCAGCCUUCAGCGUUCCGAGGUCUUCUCUACCACCAGUAUCUCAAAUCAGAUCUUCAGACUUGAUUCACAAAGUCCAAGACUCAGCAGAAUAAGUCUAUUUAAGGACCUGCCUACCCUAAGUAAUCAAUACUUAAAUCUAAUUAAAAUUAGAUUUUGCUUUAAGAAUUUGCUGGGCUUAAAAAUUUCUCAGACUACAGCCAAGCUGACAGAAGGACUCACUUAGAAUACAUUCAGGUAGGUUCAUGAUAUGAAAAUUUGAAAUAUUUUUUCUUGUACCUUCUGCUUUGAAACAUGGUGAAGUUACAACUUGGGAAGUUUGGAUUUGGUUGAUCUCAAGAAUGAAAAUUAUGGAGGCACCUAAGACUAAUUCUACGAUCUGUGCAAUAAAAAUACACUUGAUUCUGUAAUCAAGACAUUCAGAAGCCAAACAAAGACAGUAAUGAACCAAAUUCUUGUGACUGAUUUUAUUGCAGGUAGUUAUUAGUUGAUAUUUCUAGGUCUGGGUAGGAGUUGUGAGCAAAGGAAAGUCAUGAAAUGCCGCAUUACAACCCAAAUUAGUAUGGCACUGAGGUUAGUGGAAUUUUUAAAAUUUGGGUUUUCCUUUUACCAAGUUGGAAUUUGCAAGGGGAUGUGAGGACAUCUUAUACCCUAAAGCAGUAUCCAUCAGAAUGUCUUUAUUUAAGGUCAUCCGUAUCUCACCAUAUUCCAGUUUUAAGUUGCCACCUUUUUUGUUAUGUAUAACACUUGACAUUCCAUGCUCCCACCUCCCUAUAGCUGUGUCCUUGAACGUGUGGUACCACUACCUAUAAAAGAAAGCCUCUUGUACUUUGCAUGCUGUAUAUCACUUCAGUGAUAUAUGCCUGGAAAAAUGUAACAAGAGAUGGGUGUAUUAAUGAAGGCACUAAACAUACACUAAAAUAAGCAUUUAAAAUAUUUUGCCAUUGUCUUAGCUGUAGCUUUAGUAACUUAGCAGCUGCUUACCUGCAUGAUUUGGUAAUUAAAGCAGGUGGCAAGGAGAUACAAAAUGAAAGAGCCUGACAGAACAAUUAAAUUCCAGAGAUGACAUUACACAGACUCCUCCUCUGGGAAAGUGUGGCUAUUUUAAGCUGCUGUGUCAGCACAGUCAAUUUGCCCUGCUAAGUAUAUCUGAUGACACAAAGGUUACAUGUAGCUUGAUCACAUGCAGUUUGGUCCUAGGUAGUGGUAGCAUCUUUGGGCUGCAACAGUGCCCUGCUGCCGCAAUGGGCCAGCAGAUCCUGUCUGGCCAGGUGUGAUGAUCCAGAGGCUUUUCUAAGUCACUGGGAACCAAAUGAUCUCAAAGCUGCCCAGGAAAGAAGGUCACAUGGGCCAAUCAAUGCUCCUUUUGCAGAUCCUGCCAUCACUUUUUGUCACUGUCACUUUGGUAGAUUUGGCUUUCCCUUAUAUGAAAAUGGUAUAAAAACUGUAUUGUCAUCUGGAUAGUAGUUCCAAACCUGCUGUCAUUACAAUCAAAGAUGAUUUUACACUGGUCUCAACAAGAGGUAAUGGAGCCUGCUGAGAGAGGCAGGGAUCAUUUCUGUGAGAAGCCAACAAUGCCAGCAAUUUGAGAUGUAGAAGUUAUGAGAUGGGCUCAAAUGCUGUGUCAUUCUGAAAACCAGACAGCUGACAGCAUCAUAAUUUGAACCUUUUAAUGUUUGCCUUUGGUUUUGAGUCCCCUCACCUUUUUUUUUUUUUAUUGUCUUUUAUGUAGUCCCUAUCCAUUCCCAUCACUUAUGCAAGGUGAUAAUUCCGUACCAUGGCUUCAAGAACUGGGUUUUUACUGAAACUAAUUUACUAGCUCUAGCAGAAAUCACUGAGGUUAGACAACAUUAUGGUACCCUUUGAUAUUUUCCCAGGUGAUAGCUAUGAAAUCAGAACUGAAACUCUGAAUAUCCUGCAAGACUGCCUACACUGAUUCUGAAUCCUGUCUGGGUUGUCAAGUGCUGGAACAGGCUUCCCAGGGAAGUGGUUGAGUCACCACCCCUGGAGGUAUUUAAAAGAUGUAUAGAUGUGGCACUUACAGACUUACCACUUACUUACUUAGUGGUGUACUUGGCAGUGUUGGGUUAAUUAUUGGACUCUAUGAUGUUAAAGGUCUUUUCUAACCAUAAUGAAGGUUAUGAUUCUAUGGUGCUAUGAUUAUCAAGUUUUGAUUCUGGUUCUGUGGGAACUGUGUGAACUAUGGGCAAUGAAAGUGCAUUUGAUUACUUUAAACAAAGAACUUUCAAAAGUGAAGUAAAUGCUUCUGAUUCAUUUUAUUGCAAAUCUAGAGUAAUUAUAAUAGAAUUUUCCAGUGAGGCUGGCAGUGAUAGACUGAACAUUGAGGUACAGUCAUGUUCCCAAACUUUCAGUUAUUUCAGAUGCUUCAGAAGCAAUGAAAACUCAAAGACAGAAAAUGUACUUUGAAAACUGAAUUAUCUUUUGACUUCAGUGGGAGUUUGCUCAGAGUGAGGACUCCCAGGUUCUCUUCCCUAAUGCAAGAAAAGGAUAUUUAGGUUGACCAUGCUUUGGUGGAGACCACAGGACAAAAUGCAGUUUCCAUAGCUUACUGCCUGCCUCGUGCAGACACAAUGAGGAUAAAAGGUUAUACAGUAGCUUACCUCCACUUCACAUCCUACAGGUUUAGGGUUCACAGUUGGAGAUAAUGUCAGUUCUGCCAGAAACUUCUCUGCCGCAUGUGUUCAGUAAAAGCUUGAACAAAGGACGUAGUCCUGGGACCAGGAUCUGAGUGCAAAACGUUCACUGUCACCAGAAGAAAAUGUUUACUAACAGUCUGGUAAAUGUCACCUGCCAGCACUAAAUUUUCUGUAUCCUGGGUUGAUUCUUUUUCUCCUCAGUCAAAUAAUAUGCUCAUGUUUCUUAUCAUUAUGGUCCCCAGGCAUCAUGUUGUGCAGUAAGAUGAGGAGACUUUUAAAAAAAUUAUACUACAGUGGGAUUGCUGCUGGCACAUCAAGUGCCAGAUGCCAGCUACAAUGUAUUCAUAGUAGAAUUGAUAUAUAUUUAGAUAUUUGCAAGUAGCAAGUGUUCCAUCUGGAAACUAGCAGAGUUUUGCAGCUUCCAGGAAAUUUGCAGCUCUGAAGGGGAAAUCUGGAACUUGUGGAUGUUCUGGCAAAAGGUUACAAAUCCUGUUUUCAAGCCUUGUUCUUAGCAUCCAACCUCAAUCUUAAAUAAGUAAACCUAUUUGCGUAAAUGAAGUCUAAGCUGAAGUAACAGACACACUUCCCUUUUUAUCUUCCAAGCAUUUUCUGCAUAAAAUCCAAAUUCAGAUUUACCUUAGUGUACUGUCAAAAUAUGUUGAUUUGCAUGGUCUUUUUUCCCAGGUCUAGGGUUGCACCCCCCACAAAUCUACGCUUGCUCAAAACUGUCAGGAUAUGGGCAAAUUCCCACUAAAAGCUCUGUGCUCAGCUGUACUGACUGUACUCACUCAUAUGCAGUGUUGGUAGACUUUGGUUACAUUGGGAUUGGAUUCAGCUGGAAUGAGGGCAGGCCUGUGGAAAAGGUAACACGAACAUACAAUUUGCCUGCAGUUAGCCAGACGCUUGGAUAGGGAGUGAAAAGCUGUCUGGGGAGAGAAAGCCCCAGGGAUAUGAAAUACGAAGUGUGGGAACACAAGCCAAUAGGCAUAUAAGCCACUCAUGAAAACAGAGAUCUGUCACCAAAUUAUCAGCAUGCUAAUUGGUUGAUAGGGUUAAACCAGAACCUCUGGGGAGUGGAAAUGCAAAAUACUUGGGCAAUGCCUGCUGCUCAUCUCUUUUCAAGAUAUUUAUAUGCAUAAACCCUGACCUGUUCCUCUGCAUACUCCAAUAUAAGCACCUUGUAUGGCUUCCACUGAGAAAAAGCAGGGCCUUUUUUUGUCUCACUUAGGGGGAUAAGAUUUCAGAGCUACGUAUUUCUAGCAAAAGCAACAUAUAAAGACUGAACCUUGUCUGACAACAAGAACAGGCCAUGGAAACUAAAGGAAGAAAGAAGCUAAAGCUGGACUCAUUCUGCUACCCCACUUUGUGGGAGACAACACAGAUCACUCAGAAAAGGAAGGUAGGAUCAGGUUUUGAGAUUAAGAUGCAGAUUUACAUUUUAUGUAGCUAUCAUGAAGGUCAAAUAACAUACAUGUCAAAGGAUUGCUUUUUCCAGCAGUCCUCCUUUUCAUUUUGUGAGGCAAAACCCACCAAACACACCCAGGCACAUAUUCAUUCAAAGUAAGUGAGAUUUUUUAUUAAGUGAAGAAUGUAAAGAUAAUAAUUGUUAUAUAUUUGUGUCCUUUGUGGCUGGAUUCAUGUGAUAACUGCUUCUCAGUGAAGUCCUGCAGAGUUAAACCUUCAAAAGCAGCCCAUUUCUUCUUUUGAGGUAAAUGUUUUUCUUUGCAUUGUGCUGGCAGCAACAACAAAACAAAAAAGUGACUAUUUGCUGUAAAAGGGAGUUUGACUGUGCAAUUGUUAUUUGUUUUUACUUUUGUUAUUACUUUUAGAAACAUUUUUAACUGAGAGUUGCAGGAAAAAUAAUGUAUGUGGAAAUAUUGUGAUCAUUUAUAUUCCCAACCACUUUUGUGAAUCUCAAGUUUUUGCCUGUCUGCUGAUUGUGGUGUUCUGAUUAUAGAGGCAAAUUUUGUCUCUAAGAAAGUCCUUGAGCAACAGCGUUUGGAAUAUAAGUGUCUUGCAACUGUUUUCUGAUUAUUCAGUUUGUAUAUGACUAACCAAAGUAAUAAAAUAAUGAGCACUAUAUCAGAUUGAAGUGCAUGUAAAGUGGGCUUGACUCUGUUCCCUUAUGCCCAGGUUUCCUAAAGGCCUAAUUUGUGUUUUGCAGGUUUUUG
Falco peregrinus (peregrine falcon) is the source of this 8245-nucleotide messenger RNA. It is a transcript of the gene SHC3, whose product is annotated as SHC adaptor protein 3. The transcript has 12 exons. Gene Ontology annotation, cellular component: plasma membrane. The record is from RefSeq and is a predicted model, not a curated record. The coding region runs from base 277 to 2172 and encodes 631 amino acids. Gene Ontology annotation, molecular function: receptor tyrosine kinase binding. Gene Ontology annotation, biological process: cell surface receptor protein tyrosine kinase signaling pathway; intracellular signal transduction. NCBI's taxonomy places the organism in Eukaryota, Metazoa, Chordata, Aves, Falconiformes, Falconidae.